AUGACCAACAAUAAUUCCACUGCCUGUGAACCAGUGAACCAGACAGCCCACAUUUUCUUCAUCAUCAUCUACAGUCUCAUUUUUCUGGUGGGUUUGUUCCUGAACGGUUUCACACUGAGGGUUUACUUCUGCUCGGCCCAGCGUCAGGCGUCCAGCAGUGUCACCAUCUAUCUGAAGAACUUGGCAGCCUCGGACUUCCUCAUCAGUCUCUGCCUCCCCCUGCGGAUCAUAAAUUACGCCAGCAACUCCGUCUUCAUCAAGCAGGUCUACUGCAACUUUGGAGCUUCCGCCUUCUACCUCAACAUGUAUGCCAGCAUCCUGUUCAUGGGCUACAUCGCAGCAAACAGGUAUCUGAAGAUCAUCUAUCCUGUAGGAAACCAUGUCCUGCAGACGCCCAGAGCCACCUACAUAAUCUCUGCAGUCACCUGGGGGUUCCUUCUGGCCAUGACCAGCACCUACGUGAUCCUGUCCCUCCUCACCCAGGAGGCUCGGGAUAAUGUCCCUGGUAUGGUGAGUUGUGACGUCCUGCACAGUAAGCAGGUCAGCCUGUUCUACAAAGUCAUCCACUCCUGCUUGGCCACCAUCUUCCUGCUGGUCCUCGUCUCCCUGAUCUUCUUCUACUCCACCACCUCGCGCCGGCUGCUGCUGGCACAGAAGACUCAGCCGGCGUCCUCCAACUCCAAGAAGUUGAUUAAGUCCCGCAGGAACAUGCUGGUCCUGGUCAGCGUCUUCUGCUUUUGCUUUUUCCCUUACCACCUGGUCCGCCUCCCCUACGCCUUCAUAAAAAACUUGCUGUGCUCGUCGAGCUGGUGGUUCUUCUACCUGAAGGAGCUGACCAUUGUGGUGUCGGUUCUAAACAUCUGCCUAGACCCCCUCAUCUACUUCAUCUUCUGCAAGGCGUUCCGGGCCCAGAUGAGUCUGAGGAGGGUUUUCAGCACCACGCAGAUCACAUCGCAGGUGACAAAUGCACACCGGAGGAGCAGCGGUGGGCGGCUGGGCUCCUUAAGGAACAUCAGGAAGCUGUCGCUCACUCCGAACACUAACCACACCAGCGUGGUGUAA
This is a messenger RNA of Nematolebias whitei (Rio pearlfish), 1062 nucleotides long. Its product is annotated as P2Y purinoceptor 14-like. Gene Ontology annotation, cellular component: membrane. Gene Ontology annotation, molecular function: G protein-coupled purinergic nucleotide receptor activity. The transcript has 3 exons. Bases 1 to 1062 code for a protein of 353 amino acids. Gene Ontology annotation, biological process: G protein-coupled receptor signaling pathway. The record is from RefSeq and is a predicted model, not a curated record. NCBI's taxonomy places the organism in Eukaryota, Metazoa, Chordata, Actinopteri, Cyprinodontiformes, Rivulidae.